Malus domestica (apple) is the source of this 2625-nucleotide messenger RNA. Its product is annotated as heat stress transcription factor A-7a-like. NCBI's taxonomy places the organism in Eukaryota, Viridiplantae, Streptophyta, Magnoliopsida, Rosales, Rosaceae. Gene Ontology annotation, biological process: regulation of transcription by RNA polymerase II; cellular response to heat. The record is from RefSeq and is a predicted model, not a curated record. Gene Ontology annotation, molecular function: DNA-binding transcription factor activity; RNA polymerase II cis-regulatory region sequence-specific DNA binding. Gene Ontology annotation, cellular component: nucleus.
CUAUAUAUAACGGCUAAAACGACUUUCCCAAAGAAGAAAGCAGAAAUCCAAAGCCUCAAUCUACGCAGCUCCGCCCGCUCCUCUCUCUCUAUCUCUCUCUCUCUCUAGCUCUCCUCUCUUUCUCUCUCUUCCAUCCAUUUUCAGAACUUAUUCUUGCUCAGAUUCAGCUCAAAUCUUCCGUUCCCUGAUCAGAAAUCUCGAAAAGUUUGCGCCUUUGAGCUCCUAUUCGGAAGCAGGAAGCUCAUGACAACCGCAGCUCUGCCUUUUAUCUUGCAUUUCAACAGCAACCCAUUGAAAGAAGAGUACCCGGGUUCGAGUUCGAGUUCGUCUCAAUCGGGUCCAGAUUUCGACCCGAUGGUGAUGAUGAUCCCUCCGCCGCAGCCGAUGGAGGGCCUGAACGACACGGGCCCUCCGCCGUUUCUGAACAAGACAUACGAUAUGGUGGACGACCCGGAUUCGAAUCGGGUGGUGUCGUGGAGCAGGGAAGGGGGGAGCUUUGUGGUGUGGGACCCACAUGCUUUUGUGAUGAGCCUCCUGCCUAGGUACUUCAAGCACAAUAAUUUCUCAAGCUUUGUGAGGCAGCUCAACACUUACGGUUUUAGAAAGGUUGAUCCUGACCGAUGGGAGUUUGCCAAUGAAGGAUUUGUAAGGGGUCAGAAGCAUCUUUUGAAGAACAUUAGAAGAAGAAAGGCACCUUCUCAGCCUUUUCCGGCACAGCAAACUGUCAGCACUUGUGUGGAACUUGGCCAGUUUGGGCUGGAUGGAGAAGUUGAUCGGUUGCGGCGUGACAAGCAGGUUCUAAUUAUGGAACUAGUGAAGCUUGGGCAGCAGCAGCAGAGUACUAGAGCCUACCUUCAGGCCAUGGAACAAAGGUUACAAAAGACAGAAAUGAAGCAGCGGCAGAUGAUGGCUUUCUUGGCAAGGGCAAUGCAGAACCCGGCUUUUAUACAGCAGCUUGUCCAACACAAGGAGAAAAGGAAGGAGCUUGAAGAGGCAAUGACUAAGAAAAGGAGGAGGCCAAUUGAUCAAGGACCUAGUGGUGUUGGUGGUGGCGAAUCAGGCCUAAGAGGCAAAGGAAUAAACCCAGUUAAAAAUGAGCCUCUUGAAUUUGGCGAUUGUGAGUAUGAAAUGUCGGAGCUAGAAGCACUUGCGAUGGAAAUGCAAGGAUUAGGUAAGGUGAGAAAGGAACAGGAGGAAGUGGUAGAGCCACUAGAUAGCGGAGAUAAGGAGCUUGAUGAAGGAUUUUGGGAAGAACUAUUUAGUGAGAGAUUCAAGGGAGACUUGACCGUUCCGAGUGCUGAAGUAGGCGAAGAUGAAGAUGUGAUUAUCUUGGCUGAUCGCUUAGGUUACGUAGGUUCAUCCCCAAAGUAGACUAGCUAGCUGGACUUCUUCUGCAUUGCUCUCUCUCUCGCUCUCUCGCUCUCUCUCUCCCUCUCUCCCCCGUCUUUGGUUUUCACUUCCUCCCAUAUCUUUCGGAACAAGGCUAAAGCCUUCAACAGUUGUUUUCAUAGUCUCUCAUUUUGUCUCUGGGGUUUCUCUUCAUGUGCCAUUAGGCCAUAACUUUCUUCUGGAUUUCUUGGUAUUGACAGGAUAGGGGGAUGAGCAAGCAAUUAUUUGUGGAAAAGAAACCAUCUUUGUUUCUGGUGUUUCUAACCCUGCACAUGAUAAUUGAUUGCCACCUUUUCUUCUUCUAAUAAUUUCCUCUCUUCUUUCUUUAUCUUGGCUAGGUUGCAGGCAUUGCUUGGACAGAACCUUUGGUAACUUUUAUCGUUAUUUAUGGCAAGGUUGUUGUUUAUUAAUCUAUACAAACCACUGUUCUAUGUACCAUAAAUCAAAUUAAUUAUCUGUCUCUGCCUGUUGUAAUCUAUUUAUGGCCUCUCUUAAAGGAAUGUAGAUUGUUGAGAAGCUGUUAAACUUGAAAAGGAGUUGCAGCAAAAGCUCCAAGAAACCCUAAAACAUAUUCUUGUUUUUGGGUCCAAGUGACUACAUUGGUAGUUUGUCAGUAUGAUAUAUUCUGUUACUGAAAUGUUGUUUUAAUUAGUUAGAUGUAAAUAGAGUUAGGUAGUAAUGAACUUCAUAAUGUUACCUUUGUACCGUGUAGAUCGUAGAUUGGUUCAUGUCCGAUAUGGUUCUCUCCUCAGUCACUUCAUCAGCUGUGGACUCUCAAAAACUGGUACACUAUGCUCCUUAAAACAUCACCAUAAAACUGUGUUCCUUACCCCAUUGAUGUCUUACAGAUGAAGACAGGAUCCGAGUACGAAAGUAAUUCUACGAAAAGCACGAAUUCGAUCGGUUUGUAAGAGUAAUGCAACUUUGGUCUGAAAGAUGUUGUAAUGUAGAUGGCGGUGUCAUCUCAACAGCUCAAGUAUAUUCCUGUAACAUCCUGAUACUAACACAUAAAAACCAGAAGGACAUUUUGAGAGGAAAAUCUGAAUUUUGGAUUACUAGAGGAGGAUAGAAAAUUAAGUUCCAUGGCUAAUUUGUACAUGAGGUUUCUAGAGAACAAGAUGGGAAGUCCAUGUUCUCGUGGACUGGUCACACUUUAUAACACUUAUCGGCUUCUUACAUAAGAGAAGGAGAAUUAUUCUUUCUUAAAACACGAAAGGAAAAGUCUUUUCACUCGAA